UCCUGUUGACCCCCCCAGGUCCAGUUCCUGCUUAUGCACAGCUUGUUUCUGUCCAACUAGCCCACGUAUGCGCAGGAAAGCGAGCGUAGCACGGUGAAAAUGCCUCUGGCCAAAGACCUCCUCCACCCUACUAUUGACCAUGAGAGACGACAACAUAAAAAGAAAAGACUUGUUCAGAGUCCUAACUCCUACUUUAUGGACGUGAAGUGCCCAGGCUGCUACAAGAUCACCACCGUGUUCAGCCAUGCACAGACAGUGGUACUCUGUGUGGGAUGCUCAACUGUGUUGUGCCAGUCAAAGGGAGGAAAGGCCAGACUGACAGAGGGUUGCUCUUUCAGGAGGAAGCAACAUUAAACAGGGAUCGCACACUUUAUCAUGUCUGUAAUUAAGCCAUGCUAUUGAUAAAAUCCCAUAUUUUUCCAUUGAUUACAAUGUAGUUGUGCAUUCACUAAUUACAGGUUCCAUCACUGUACAGAUGUCCAACUUUUAUGAUAAAUUUAUAGACUAGCAAAAAUUUUAAUAUGCAAGAAACUUGUUGUAAAAUCUCACCAAGUAAAUAAAGAAAGUUGAAAGUAAAA
Siniperca chuatsi (mandarin fish) is the source of this 578-nucleotide messenger RNA. RefSeq names its product ribosomal protein S27 like (gene rps27l). Gene Ontology annotation, cellular component: ribosome; cytosolic small ribosomal subunit. The transcript is spliced from 4 exons. Gene Ontology annotation, molecular function: structural constituent of ribosome; RNA binding. Bases 100 to 354 code for a protein of 84 amino acids. The record is from RefSeq and is a predicted model, not a curated record. Lineage: Eukaryota; Metazoa; Chordata; Actinopteri; Centrarchiformes; Sinipercidae. Gene Ontology annotation, biological process: translation; ribosomal small subunit assembly.